Pestalotiopsis fici W106-1 is the source of this 378-nucleotide messenger RNA. RefSeq lists its product as uncharacterized. Lineage: Eukaryota; Fungi; Ascomycota; Sordariomycetes; Amphisphaeriales; Sporocadaceae. The transcript has a single exon. The record is from RefSeq and is a predicted model, not a curated record. The coding region runs from base 1 to 378 and encodes 125 amino acids.
AUGCCGCCAGAUAUGGAGGAGGAUCCAUCAGCCACCCCCCAUGCUGACUGGUUGGAUAUUGACAGUAUUAUACAAAGCUUCCUGUCAGGCCAAGGCCAGCCCAAUGAUCAAAUGAAUGUAUUGGAUACAGCCUUUCAACCGACACAAUACUCUUUCAACGAAGGCCAAGAACAUGUGGUGACAGGUCAUGGUAGCUUGGUACCACUCCCGACGCCUCAAAAUACACUAAGAAUCGCGUCGGAAAUGGACGGUACCAGACUUCAGGCCCCGGCGCAGAUUGGAGAGGCAAAUAGUAUUCCCAUGGCGAGUCUGGAUGAUCCCCUGUUUGGGUUCAAUGGAUCUGGUUUAGAUAGUAUCGAUGCUUGCCGUUGGAUAUAA